UCCAGCACCACUGCUUCUGUUGUUUUCUUUUGACUGGAUUCACUUCGAUUCUCUGUUUGAUUCCCUCUGGAUUCGGAAACGAUGUUCGAACCCGCAGCUCGGAUCCGGCCGGUCAGAUGAGGUUGAGGAUGAAGGUGUGAGGAUGAGGAUGGUGGCGGCGGUGAGGAUGAUGAGGUCGAGACUGAGGAUGGUGCUCGUGUGCCCGGGCUCGGUGUGGACGGUGUGGUCGGUGUUGCUCUGCCUCCUGCUCGGCGUUUCGGCCAAGGACACGGCCUUCGUGGAGGUGGUGCUGUUCGAGUCGAGUCCGAGCGGGGAUUACACCACCUACAGCACCGGGCUGCAGGGCCGCUUCUCCCGCGCCGGGGCCACCAGCAGCGCCGAGGGGGAGAUCGUGCAGAUGCACCCGCUGGGACUGUGUAAUAAUAACGACGAGGAGGACCUGUACGAGUACGGAUGGGUGGGCGUGGUCAAACUGGAACAACCCGAACUGGACCCCAGCUGCCUCACCGUACUGGGAAAGGCGAAGAGGGCGGUGCAGAGAGGAGCUACAGCCGUCAUCUUUGAUGUGUCCGAAAAUCCAGAUGCCAUCGAUCAGUUGAACCAGCUUUCGGAGGACCCCCUGAAGAGGCCGGUGGUCUACGUCAAAGGAGCCGACGCCGUUAAACUGAUGAACAUCGUGAACAAACAGAAAGUGGCGCGAGCGCGGAUCCAGCAUCGACCGCCCAGACCCACCGAAUAUUUUGACAUGGGGAUUUUCCUGGCGUUUUUCGUGGUGGUGUCUCUGGUGUGUCUCAUCCUUCUCAUCAAGAUCAAACUCAAGCAGAGACGCAGCCAGAGCUCGAUGAACCGGAUGGCGAUCCAGGCUCUGGAGAAAAUGGAGACCCGGAAGUUUAAAGCGAAGGUGAAAGGUCAGCGUGAGAGCAGUUGCAGUGCGCUAGAUUCCCUGAGCAGCAGCUCCACGUCGGACUGCGCCAUCUGUCUGGAGAAAUACACGGACGGGGAGGAGUUGAGGGUGAUCCCUUGUGCUCAUCGCUUCCAUAAGAAAUGCGUGGACCCUUGGCUUCUCCAGCAUCACACUUGUCCACACUGCCGACACAACAUCAUCGAGCAAAAAAAAGGUGCCCUUGGCUCAGUGUGCAUGGACCCGGGUAACCCAGUCCUCCACGGUCGACAGCAGAGGGUCGUCCUGCCCGUCCACUACCCAGGCAGGGUGCACCGGGCCGGCCAGGUGACCGCCUUCCCCACACGGACCAGCAUGGACCCUCACGGCAACCCCAUCACCGUGUUAACGGUGGACCAGCACCCGGAUCCCAACCUGUUCCCCCAGCAGUCCAAUUUCAUCCGGAGUUACCACGGAGUGAACCCUCACCACUCCUGCGCCCUGGACCACCGGGCGCUGGGUUACCCCCAGGCGCACGCCUUCAAGCGGCCGAAAUUCCCUCGCAGCUUCUCGCGCGCCGCCUGUUUCUCGCAGUACGAGACCAUGUACCAGCACUACUACUUCCAGGGCCUGACCUUCCCGCAGCAGGACGGCCAGCCUGGUACCGCGCCCCACGAGGGCCACCACCCCAGAUCCUUCCAGCCCGGGCUUCUGUACCCGACGCUGGUGCACAUGGCUGCCCCGCCCUCCCACGGACUGGUGGACGCCGGGAGCGCUUCGGGACUCGGGUGCUACCACGGGCACCGCUCGGUGUGUAGCGGGUACCUGGCCGAUUGUCCCGGGAGCGACAGCAGCAGCAGUAGUAGCAGUUCGGGGCGAUGCCACUGCUCCUCCAGCGACUCCAUGCUGGACUGUACGGAGGUGAGCAACCAGGGCGUCUACGGGAGCUGCUCCACCUUUCGGAGCUCGUUGAGCAGCGAUUACGACCCGUACAUCUACAGGAGCAAAAGUCCCUGCCGCGGUCUGGCCGGGGAGUCCGCCUCAGGGUUCCCGGGCACGCCGUUCGUCGGCGACGAUAUCUUGGCGCCUAUUUCCGGAGGUCCGGACUGUCUCCAGCCUCCUCCGGGACUGUGCUACAAGUCCGGGGACCAGCUGUCAAACUGUAGCAUGGAGCCCAACUGUAGCAGCCACUCGUCACUGGAGAACAGGGACGUCUCUAGCACUACCUCAGCCGUGGCCCUCGAGGGCCCUGCCGAUCACUGUGGGGAGCCGGGGGCGGCGUGUAGCUGCUGUUUCGAGGUUCCUCUGCGGAACCUGGAGCACAAAGAACAGGACAAGGGGGACAGGGCGAGGGGCGGGCGGUGCAGACAAGCUCCCAGAUCGCAGAACGUCCCCGUCGCGUCUGCGCAGAACUAUUUUAGCGCUAACAGCGAGCAGAUUUUGCCCGCCGAGCGCGCCGGGUACGACGGGCUGCCCUGCUGCUUUUACACCGAGAUGAAGGUCCACCGAGGGACCGUCGGACGCUACGCCGAGGACUUUUCCGUUAACGUACACUACGCCCAGGCGGACAGCGAGGGCUGCUCGGGACAGGGCUGCUGCGAACUCGCUCAGCGAAUACCCAUCAUUCCCGAGGACGCCGACUGCGAAUUAGGGCUCGGUACGGAACCGCGGACGAGCCCUUUCGCCCCUCGGACGACGGAACACGAGGACAGGACUUCCACGGACCCUAAUCAGGGAUUCUUCAUGACGGGACCGUGUAGAGCUCAGACUCGCCCACAGCAACAGGACGAGGAAGCAAGAGCGGCGUUUUCAGUGCAGAACGAAACUAGGAAAUGUUCAGCCGAGGGUUCGGGGUCGUGAGGACAAAGCGCAGAUUUAUUACGACCCUCUCCUCGUGUUGGAGAAUUUUUAAUUUUCUCGUUAGACCAUGUACUUACCUGAAGGGUUUGAGUUUGAGCUUUUGAUGUUUUAUUUUCUGGGUUGACGUGUGGUUUCAGUUAGUCAGAAUUCAUCUCCAUUCCCGCGGCCGUCAGGAUCUCGGUCACAUCGGCGCAUCAACGCAAGAACGGGUUUCCACCUCCACGUGGCAAACGGCUCCAAAUUUUUUUAUUUAUUCAUUUUCUCCCCCUAGCGCGUCCAGUUACCCGAUUGCGUCAUGCUUCCUCUCCACCAAUGCCGAUCCCCGCCCUGAUUGAGGAGAACGAAGCUAACCCACGCCCCCUCCGACACGUGGGCAGCAGCCGUAUGCAUCUUAUCACCUACACUUUGACGAGUGCAGUGCAGCUCAGCGUUGUGUACGGAGAGACACACCCUGACAGCACUCUUUCCUCAUCUCUGUGCAGCAGAGGUCGUAAUUGCCCCGGUCAUGAGAGAGAGACCCCAUCCGGCUUAGUCCCGCCCAUAUCUGAACAACAGGACAAUCGUUGUUCAUGUGGCCGCUCAGCCUUAGCCGGUAGGCAGAGACGAGACUCGAUACGAUGUAUUUGAGAUCCCAGCUCUGGUUCCAGCGUGUGUUUUUACCGCUGCGCCACCUGAGUGGCAAACGGCUCCAAAUUUAACUGAAGGAUUUUUUUUUACUGCGAACAUGAUAAAUUUGAUCAUUUCUUAAACUCUGUGGCCUAGAAAUAUUAAAAUCUUGUGACUCUGCCGGAGUACGUUAUCGUACCGCUGAUACUGCCCUUAUAGCCCUGGUAGCCUUCAAAUAAAUAUCACAAUUGUUUUUUAGGACAGAUUGUUAUAAAGCCUUUUGGUUUGAUUAGUGAAUUAUACACUUAAGACAGGGGUGUCCAAACGAGGUAUUUUAGAUAUAAAAUUGAAGUUAGCCGCCUAUUAAGUAUUUAAAAAUGAAGUUCCUAGUUUGAACGCUGGGGUCGCUAUUGCAUUAAAAUUAAAGUUACGCCUACAUUAAGGUUCCUGAUCUUUUAAAUAUAUGUGGGUUCCUCAAAGAAAUUAAACAUAUACACUCAUGCACUCACUUUCUUAACCACUUAUCCAGUUAGGGUCUCGGGGGGUCUCUUAGCCUAUCCCAGCUUUUCAAUGGGCACAAGGCACACGGUAACACCCUGAACAGGGCGCCAGUCCAUCGCAGGGCACACACACACACAUUCACACAAUCACCUAUAGGGCAAUUCAGUGUCUUCAAUUAACCUGACUGCAUGUUUUUGGACUGUGGGAGGAAACCGGAGCUCCCGGAGGAAACCCACGCAGACACGAGGAGAACAUGCAAACUCCACACAGAAAGGACCUGACCCAGAUGAGGGUACAAUCCAAAAAUACAUGUUGGGAUUUGGAGCCCCCCUGUGGUGUAAAAGCGUCACUGCAAGCAGCGUUCAGAAACCUCCAGCGUUUAAAUUUUAGUGUCUAAUAAUGUUCAGUUUAUUUAAAAAGCUCCUUAUUAAGGAAUGUAUAUUUUUGCAGAGUCUAGAGGGAAGUGAGUGUUUAAUUUAAAGAAUAUAAUAAUCUACGUAUUGGGAUUUUAAACUGGUGAGUGAGAUUACAUGACACUGUCAUUUAUAGAUUAUUAGUUACUCAAAUAUAAACAAAGUGUAACUGUUAGUAAUCAAGUAAACCUGUUAGAUUUUUAUUACACAGAAUUUGUGGCCCCUGUUUGCAUUUUUUACCCUAUUCGCCCCCCAAAAAAUUAAAGUUUGGACACCCCUGGUUCAGGAGGAACGCCUGACUUCAUAGAUGAGGAUACAAUCCAAUAAUACAUGUUGGGAUCUGGAGCCCCCAUGUGGUACAAAAGCGUCACUGCAAGCAACGUUCAGAAACCUCCAGCGCUUCAAUUUUAGUGUCUAGUAACGUCCAGUUUAUUUAAAAAGCUCCUUAUUAAGCAUAAAACUCAUAUUAUAAGGGUUCCAGUUUGGUUCUAAGUGGACAAACAUUGUUUCUGUAUUCAUGCCACUUUAAUUGGAAUAGAAAGUUAACUUAAUAAACUGCUGCUUAUAUUAUAAUAAUAAUGAUAAUAAUAAUAACAUAUGAGCAUCAACUGUGGAUGAAAUCUUUAUAAGGGCACAAAAGCUUCCACUUUAUAUGAUACGGUGUGAUUAUACAUAGUGCAGCACUAUGGGUUUGAUCUUUCUGUGUGGAGUUUGCAUGUUCUCCUCGAGUCCAUGUGGGUUUCCUCCUACAUUCCAAAUAUUGCACAACAUUGCAAUAAUAUAUAUAUUUAUAUACACACACAAUAAUAUAUUAUAAAUACAUCAGUAUAUUGUGUAUUCCAAUCAUGUUAAUAUUGCAGUCAUGACAAUUGGAUUAGUGUGAAUGUGUGUGUGUGUCCUGUCAUGUACUGGGUCUGGGACCCUAUUCAGGAUCGUGGUGGGUACAAUUCACCAGGCAAAUGGUGAAUUUCACACCUAGGUCAAUUUUUAUAGCUCCGAUUAACCUGACUGCAUGUCUUUGGACUGUGGGAGGAAAACGGAGCACUUGGAGGAAACGCAUGCAGACACGGGGAGAACAUGCCAACUCAACACAGAAAGGAAUCGAACCCAGACAGGCGACAGUGCUACACACUGAGCCACUGUGCCAUCCCCCAACAUACUGAUAUAAAAAUCAUGAGUUUUGUGUAACAUUAAGAUCCGUCAGUGAUCCCAUCAGCUGUUGAAGUGGCUGGAAUGUUUUAGAACUGUGAUACCUCCUUCCCUUUCCAAAACUGUAAUAAUUCUGAUAAAAAAAUGAUCUGGAUGUUAUUUAAUACAUCUUAUUACAGACAGGUCGCUCAGAUCUCAAAUUUGGUAAUUUUAUGCAUCUUUUAUAUUGUGUUUUUUCUUCUGUAAUCCCUCAGUAACACAAACUCACUGAACAUCCCAAAAUAUAACAGAUUAAUGAGAUUUAUUUUUUAAUUAUGUGGUUUGUUUUUAAUAAGGUCACACCCUCUUAUAUAAAUAAAUAAAACUAUAUAUAUAUUUUUUUUUAAACAACCCCAGACUCACAAAUUACAGCGUGAACGUUGAUUUCUAGGUGAAUAGAAAAGUGCUGUAACACAAAUUACAUGUCACGUCGCCCUUUAUAAAGCUCUCCGGCGUUUUCCGGGUCUCUGAGUCUCUAUUUAAAGUCUGUAGCACUUAAAGAAGAUUGUAUAAAAGAACAGAUGUACAAAAAAAGUCGUAUUUUUAUGGACAGGUUUAUAUAUUUUUUGUACAGAAGCUCUAAUCGUCUCGGAGCCGAAGCCCUGAACAGCAGCGGCGCGUUUCAGAAAUGGAAUUAUGUUCUCUGGAUAUUUAUUAUUAAUAUAUUUAUCUGUAAGCCAUGUGUAACGUCGCCAGUGUCUGAAGCAGAACCGAGCGCUCUGUCCUUUUACUUUUCUCAGAUCACUAAUAUGAAACGUGGUGUUGUUUGUAAAUACAUGGUAAUUGCACAUGAGAUGAUUAAAUAUUCUGACCAAAAAAACUGCUUUUAAGAUUUUUAGUACUCUAUACAGUUUUGUAACAAAGUGUACAAAGAUUUGACAAAUUAUAUGGUUUUAUUCACCUCA
Trichomycterus rosablanca is the source of this 6353-nucleotide messenger RNA. It is a transcript of the gene znrf3, whose product is annotated as zinc and ring finger 3. The record is from RefSeq and is a predicted model, not a curated record. Gene Ontology annotation, cellular component: plasma membrane. Lineage: Eukaryota; Metazoa; Chordata; Actinopteri; Siluriformes; Trichomycteridae. The transcript is spliced from 8 exons. Gene Ontology annotation, molecular function: frizzled binding; ubiquitin protein ligase activity. The coding region runs from base 143 to 2740 and encodes 865 amino acids. Gene Ontology annotation, biological process: ubiquitin-dependent protein catabolic process; Wnt receptor catabolic process; negative regulation of canonical Wnt signaling pathway.